Molecule: messenger RNA, 909 nt
Organism: Aspergillus wentii DTO 134E9
Lineage: Eukaryota; Fungi; Ascomycota; Eurotiomycetes; Eurotiales; Aspergillaceae
Exons: 5
Coding region: 1-909 (302 amino acids)
Biological process (GO): mitochondrial citrate transmembrane transport; alpha-ketoglutarate transport
Cellular component (GO): mitochondrion
Molecular function (GO): tricarboxylate secondary active transmembrane transporter activity
Source: RefSeq, a predicted model, not a curated record
AUGUCGCCGCAACCUCAGAAAAGAGAAAUCAAAUUCAGCACUUUGCUGUUGGGAGGUGGUUUGAACAUGUUCGAGGUCACAUCAUUAGGACAGCCCCUCGAAGUGAUUAAAACAACAAUGGCAGCAAAUCGUGGCGACUCAUUCGCUGCUUCAUUAAAGAGAAUUUGGGCCCGCGGUGGAUUUCUUGGAUUCUACCAAGGCUUGAUCCCCUGGGCCUGGAUCGAAGCCUCAUCCAAAGGUGCUGUCCUACUCUUUGUCGCGAGUGAGACAGACUACGGCAUGAAAAGACUAGGAUUCAGCAGCUUUGGAGCAGGCAUCACCAGUGGCAUGGUGGGUGGUCUGGCACAGGCAUACGCAACGGUCGGAUUCUGUACAUGCAUGAAGACAGCCGAAAUCACCAAGCACAAAGUCGCAGAGGCUGGUGGAAAGCCCCCAUCCACUUGGAAUACGUUCAUGAACAUCUACCAGAAGGAAGGAAUCCGGGGGAUAAACAAAGGAGUCAAUGCGGUCGCUAUUCGACAAGUCACCAACUGGGGGUCACGAUUUGGAUUGUCCAGACUGGCAGAAAAUGCCAUUCGCUCCGUGACUGGGAAACAGGAUACACAGACACAGAAGUUGAAUCCAUUUGAGAAGAUCCUCGCAUCUGGUUUGGGCGGCGGACUGUCUGCGUGGAAUCAGCCGAUCGAAGUGGUGCGAGUGGAAAUGCAGAGUUUAAAGGCAGACCCAAGUCGACCGAAGAACAUGAAUAUGCUGUCUGCUGUGAAGUAUAUCUAUAACCAGAAUGGCAUUGGGGGGCUAUACCGCGGUGUGACCCCUCGGAUUGGAUUGGGGAUUUGGCAGACAGUAUGCAUGGUUGCACUGGGUGAUAUGGCCAAGGAGGCUGCAGAUAGGUUCACCGGUGGGAGAUAG